Molecule: messenger RNA, 4045 nt
Organism: Monopterus albus (swamp eel)
Lineage: Eukaryota; Metazoa; Chordata; Actinopteri; Synbranchiformes; Synbranchidae
Gene: ccdc73
Product: coiled-coil domain containing 73
Exons: 21
Coding region: 88-3684 (1198 amino acids)
Source: RefSeq, a predicted model, not a curated record
AUGGUACCAAGUAGGAGGGUUAUGCUAACUAACAUUCCCUUUUAAGCAGAAACUCAGUGGGAUCUUGGGCUGGCCAGAAGCAACCCAAUGGAUUUCAGUUCCGACUCUGGGCCACUCUCCACCCGCACCACUGUAGGAGGACCUGCAUUGGAGCAGGAGCUGUCUCUGUCUAGUACUCAGUGUCAAACAGAAAGUGGAGGCACCAUCUUAUUACAGUUGUUGGAAUUUAAAACCCAUCUGCUUGAGGCUAUAGAGGAGCUGCAUAUCCGAAGGGAUGCAGAGGCACGCUUCGAGGAUCAACUGAGUAAACUGGUGCUGGAGAAGCAGGAGCUGGAGUGGGAGAAGGAAUCCCUACAACAGCAGCUUGAGACAGUGGCAAACCAGCACACAGAGUCACUUGCUAAUGUUAAGAAGCAGUUUCAGGCCAAAGUCAGAAACACUGAGGAGGAGAAGGGGAAGUACCAGGUCAGUGCUGAGUUAAAAGAUAAGGAGAUUAACAGCUUAAAAGAAGAGCUGAAGUCAUUACAGUUGCUGAAGUUCAACUUGGAGAAGAAAUCAAACGAUCUGGAACAGAAACUAGCCUUGCAGAGCCGGUCAAAGGACAGCCACCUGAAUCAGCUGGGCGAGGUGGAGAAGCGGUUCAAUGCUCUGUCCAGGCAUUGUGUCUUGGUCAAGCAAGCCCAUGAGAAACUAGAGCAAAAUGUUGACGAGGCCAUGAGAAUCAACAAGAAGCUGUCUUCUACAAAUGAAAAACAAGAAGCAACCAUUGUGUCACUGAAGAAGGAGCUGGAAGAAGCGAGUAAGAAGCUGAUCAAGGCCAAGAUGACAUCAGUCCGACUUGACAAGACCCACAGUCCUAUAGGCAAAGAGCAGCAUGUACAGCAGCUGCACCAGAAACUGAACAUGGAAACUGAAAUGAACAAAAAAUUCAGGGAAGAAAAUCUCACUUUGAGAGCGGAAAAGCAGGAGGUAAUGAGGUCCCUGCAGCAUAACCAGCAACUGCUGUUGAAUCAGACACAGGCAGUAAGCAGAGUAGAGCAGGAGCUGCAAACACAAAGAGAAAAGUACAAGGCCCUUAAACAAGAACAUGAGGUGAUGCGAGAGAAAAGCAAGGCAGUGGAAGACAAGGUGGCCCAACUGAUGGACAACUACGCUGCCUCCAAGACCAACUGGGACAAAGAGAAGGCAAUGUUUCUGGAUCGCCUCAAGAGUGAGCAGCAAGACCUUCAAGCGGUCUUCCCCACUCUAGUGGAGGAAACCAGAGGAGGGGAUGAACCCAUCUUCAGCUCUGAGCUGCCCAGCUUCGGCAGUCUGCAGCACUUGGCCUCCUCUCAGAGCAAAAACCCAGACUAUCUUGAGGACACAGGAACUCUGACUAAGCUAGUUGCCACUGGAGCAUCUGGAGGACAAGAAGCUCUAAACCUCCAUGACCGAUCCAUAUUUAAACAGCCCCUAAACACGUUGAGCCCAUUUACCUGCCCACUCACAACCACCAUCCUUGUCAGUCAUUCUGGAACAAGCCACAACAACAGUAUAUUGACCAAAUACAUGAGUAACUCUCACAAAGGUGAGAGUGAAGAUGAUGUAAUUUCAGAUUUCAUUUGUACUACUUACUCUGUGUCUGACAAUCUUCAGAUUAGCAAAGGUUGUGGCACCUCAACUGUAUCAAGCCCUGAUUGCAGGUCUAUCGAUGGAUCUGUAGGUUUACUGAGCAAAGAGGAAAGUGAAGAAGACAAUAUAGGAAUGAAUGAGAAAAAACAGGGAGGUAAGGAUGAAAAACACAACAGAAAAAUUGAGGAAGGAAAUACAGAGCAGCUGUGGAAUAGAGAAGAGCUCCAAAUAGGAGAUGUAAAGGAGAAAGGAAGUCUUAGAAAAAAUAGUGAAACACUCAUCAUGGCCCAAGCAACAGACAGACGUGAGGAUAACCCCAGGUCAGCAGAGGAUUCUGGGGACAUCAGAAACCCUGAAACAGAAAUGAGAGAUAGAGCAGAUGGAAAAGGGACAAAUGGAAUGGAGAAGAGAGGAAAAUCAGCACCGCAAACACCAGACACACCAGAAACACAGAUACUGGCCCAGGCGACUACUGAUACAACCUGUAAGAAUACCAACAUACAGCAGGCCAUUGACUUAAUGGACACUGAGCCACCACUCCCUGUCUGCGAGCCCUCAGACUGCUCACAAAAUCUAUAUCAGAAUGACACUGACAAGGAUUCUGGCUCCAGUCAUGUAAGCAAAGAAUGUGGCACUGGAAGAGAGGGACAGUCGCUCCACACUCUCAAUUCUGAGGAUAGUUACGGGCCUAAACAUGUCACUCAAGAGGAGCAAAGCCUGUGUCAUAAUGAGGUGAAACUUCAAGUUGCUGGGCCACAUAAUCAGCUGCCAAAUCAAUUCCAACAAGUUUCUAAGAAAACCACAGAAGAGAGGCCAUCCAGCAAAUCAACAGCUAAUUUCACCACUGAACUUUCUGAAUCUCCGAAUGAGUCAAGUAUUUGCACCUCCCAGACAAGUGCUGCUCAAACAGGUGGUACUGUCAGUAUCCAAGAGUUAGCAACAACUACAGCAAAACCAGAACCUAGUAAUCCUUCUGACAUGAUCAGUGACAUGAAGCAAACAGAAGAAAUGUUUCAUAAACACACGAGUGAAGAAUGUGUACCAGUCAGAACAAUGGUUGAGCCACAGUCAUUACCUCAAAGUCAGGAAAUCUCCGAGCAAGAGAAUGGACAACUGAGGUCUCAGGUCUUUGAUGGUGAUGGUGAUUCUUGUGCAUAUAAGGAGAGGGAAGGUCAGUCAAAUGUUGACACACAAGGAAAUGAUACUCCCACGACUGAUCAGGAACUCACGGAGAAAUCUAAUUUGAAAGAUGCCUGUGUUGAUAUGAUGGGCAAUGUAAGCCUUGAAUCUGAGGUGAAACCUGGCAACUGUCAGGACAAACUAGGUGAUGCAAGUGAUGCAAGGGCCACGAAAAGCAACAGUGAUCUGAAAUCUGAUCAAAGAGUUCACAAGAUUCAUGAAUCACCAGAAACUAGCUGCUCAAAAUUCUACAAGCUGCCUCUGACAAAAGAAAUGAAGGUUGCUAAUACUGACACGUCAUCUCUGCCCAGCAGUAAGACCUACAGAUCAUUUGACUGGGGCAGCACUCAGAGAAAAACAGAAAACCAGGUUGUUCAGGUGCCUUUACAGAGUUCUGAGCAAAAUACAAGUGAGUCUCAUGGACAGCUAAGACAUUCUCUGAGCACAAUACCCAUGUUUCUUACAAGCAAGCACAACGAAGGUGGUGUCCCCUUGAUCAUUACCAGGGCAUCAGAUAUGCUGAAUGCCUUCAGUGUCUCUGGGACUGCAGCGUCCUCAAGGAGACGUCAGCAGGGAAAGUGGAAAACUAUGGCAGAGACCAGCACAGAGACAGUAGCAGCAGACACGGAGAGCAGAACCUCUCCGUCAUUCAGUUCUUAUCUAGUCUCUACCUCCUCCAGUGUAGUCAGCACGGUGUCAUGGCAGGCCACUCCAGGGUGCAGCAGAGGUCUUCCUUUUGCUGCAGGGCUUAUUUCAGAGUCUGACUCGGAGCUCUCCAGCUCUCAGGAGAGGGGAGACCAGCAGUCAUCAUUCAGAGCUCAGAUCUCAAAAAUUGAAGAGUUCCUCAAUGCAGAGCGACUCUAUCUGCCCAAAAGACAAAGAACUGAGAACUAAACCACUAAACCUACUGUUGAGGGAUGCUACUGUGUCCAUAGUUAAAUUACUUCCCAGUACAAAUACAUUGGAAAUACUGGUAGUACAAGUUUAGGUGUUCUCACAUUCUGUUCACUUCGAUACACAAAUGUUAUAACAAUGUUAUAAUAAUUCCUUUCAACUGUGAAGUUUGUUAUAUAGAUUAUUGUAGUGUUGUGUUUGUUAUAAGAGUUAUAAGAGCCUAAGCUGUGAAAAACUGAGAGGGUUUAGUAGUUUUUGCUCAAAUCGUUAUUGUUAAAAAAACAUUUCUUUAUGUUGAGUGGAAAGUCACUACAUUCAUUUGUUGUUGCAUUGUUGUAUGGUUGUACUUUAAUAAAAGAAG